Molecule: messenger RNA, 1665 nt
Organism: Exophiala mesophila
Lineage: Eukaryota; Fungi; Ascomycota; Eurotiomycetes; Chaetothyriales; Herpotrichiellaceae
Exons: 4
Coding region: 1-1665 (554 amino acids)
Molecular function (GO): protein binding; asparaginase activity
Source: RefSeq, a predicted model, not a curated record
AUGGCUGCUGGCCGGCCCUCUGCGUCAAUCGCUGGCAAUGCUUCUCACAGUGAUGGAGAUAUCUAUUCAGAACCAACCAGUCCUCUCAUGCGGCGGAUCACUCGAAUAUCUACGGGACACACACCCGAAGCGCGGGUGCUGAUCGUCAUGACUGGUGGUACUAUAUGCAUGCAAAAAUCCCCCGAAGGCUUGGUCCCAGCUCGGAAUUUCCUUGAGCGGUGCAUGGCUCCCCGGCCUGAAUUCAAUGACGGAGAAAGUCACGAUCCCAUCGAAGUGAGGUUCCACGAUGGCCCGGAUGGACUGGGCGAAUUGCAAAGCCUCAGGACCCCUACCAGCGUUUACGGUAAACGCGUGAGAUAUGCAGUUCUAGAAUUUGAAACCUUACUCGAUUCAUCCUCUAUCGACAGCAAGGGCUGGGCAGAAAUUGCACAAACAAUUUAUCGGAACUACAGGCUGUUUGAUGGCUUCGUUGUCCUUCACGGUACAGAUAGUUUGGCCUAUACUUGCUCGGCUCUGAGUUUCAUGUUCCAGAAUCUCGGGAAACCAGUCAUCCUGACAGGUUCGCAGGUGCCAUUCGCCGAAAGAAAGAAUGACGCUCUUGAGAAUCUCCUCGAUUCUCUCGAUAUUGCCGGCCACUUUAUGAUCCCCGAGGUCUCUCUAUGCUUCAACUCGACCCUCUUUCGUGGAAACAGAACUACCAAAAUCUCGGCCAGCUCGUUCGAUGCCUUUGCGUCGCCAAAUCUUCCCCCUCUGGCUAGAAUGACCGCCGUGGACACUCAUGUCGCUUGGAAUAUGGUGACUAGACCAACCAUUCUCCAACCAUUCAGCGUUCUGCAAGAUCUUCAUAUUCACUAUGUCGCUUGCUUGCGCAUAUUCCCAGGAAUCAAGCCUAAAAUGGUGGAAGCAGUGCUGCGCACCGAGGGACUGCGAGGACUCGUCUUGGAAACGUUUGGGGCGGGAAACGCCCCUAGUGGACAUGACAACAAACUGACCCAGGUCAUCGCGGAUGCUGUGCAGCGGGGCAUUGUCAUCGUCAAUGUUACACAAUGUCUGACUGGAGGCGUCAACCCCUUGUAUGCCCCUGGCAUGGUUCUCGGGAGGGCAGGUGUAGUUGCUGGAGGAGACAUGACCACUGAAGCCGCUCUCACAAAAUUAUCCUAUCUUCUUGCACUCCCCGGAGCGACGCCUGAGAGUGUUGCCAGAGAUAUGGCGAUUUCCAUUCGCGGUGAACUCACCGAGAGCUCCGGCACCAUCUUCAGUCAUCCGACAGGAGAGCUCUCCUCUCCCAUCACGCAAUUGACCGCAGUCGCCUACGCCAUUGCCAGUGGAGAUAUCGAAAAGGUCAAGGAGUCGCUGCGUUCCGACAGUCAGCUCAUCAACCGACCUGAUUAUUCAGGCAACACGCCGAUCCACCUCGCUGCGACAGGCCCAAGCCUGCAGAUUUUGCGGUAUUUGCUAGGUCUUGGUGCUUCUGUCCAUCUACGCAACCACACAGGCUCUGGACGAACGCCGCUGUUUCUCGCAGCCAAUGCUGGAUUGUUGCCACAUGUCAUGUUGCUGCGUCAGGCUGGAGCGCAUUUACAUGCCGAAGAGCUUGACACGGCAAGGCUGCAUGCCGGGCAAAGGCCUGAUGUGUGGGCCGCUGCAGGCUUCGAAGAGCCCUAG